Molecule: messenger RNA, 1956 nt
Organism: Aspergillus campestris IBT 28561
Lineage: Eukaryota; Fungi; Ascomycota; Eurotiomycetes; Eurotiales; Aspergillaceae
Product: putative lysophospholipase
Exons: 4
Coding region: 307-1956 (549 amino acids)
Molecular function (GO): protein binding; asparaginase activity
Source: RefSeq, a predicted model, not a curated record
CCGACUUCAAUCAACCGACUUCAACCGCCUGAAUCCCCGCUCUAACCAUCAGUGGGGACAUCCUUACCUUUAAAGUGUUAUCGGUGGAUCGAUCGCCCCACCAAUCACUACCACAGUACCACUAUUAUUCAACCGAUCGGACAACGCCCGACUAGGUUUUUCGCACAGGAACCCUACUGAGAAUGCGGGGAGGGUCUUGAUUGCAACUGGCUUAUUCCUCUAAAUAAAGAUUACGAUCCGAUCCAGACGAACCAUCGCAAAGAUUGACAAUACGCCUCUCGCCUCGGGAACACUCCUGUCCACAACAUGGCAACCCUCGAUGGAGCCAUCCCAGAGGGGACGGAGUCGCAGUCGGAGGCGCACAUCCCCGAGUCUAGAGUCCUCAUCAUCAUGACAGGCGGCACGAUCUGCAUGCGACCGUCAUCCUCGGGCCUCGUCCCCGCGCGAGGGUUCCAAGAUCAGUGCAUGGCGCGCGUGCCAUCCUUCAACGACGGCUCGCGCGCAACAACAAUGGACGUCGUCGUCGACAGCUCUGGCACCAUCAAAGGCCACCCGAGUCUGCGGACGCCACAGACCGCAUACGGCCGACGAGUGCGCUACACGACCUACGAGUUCGAGGAGCUCCUGGACAGCAGCUCCAUCGACGCCAAGGGCUGGGCCCAGAUCGCGCGCGCCAUCGAGAGCAACUACACACUCUUCGAUGCCUUCGUCGUGCUACACGGCACAGACAGUCUAGCGUACACUUGCUCCGCGCUGAGCUUCAUGCUCCAGAACCUCGGCAAGACCGUCGUCUUGACCGGGUCGCAGGCCCCCAUGCUGCAGCUGCAGAACGACGCCACGGACAACCUGCUGGGAUCGCUCGUCGUGGCGGGCCACUUCGUCAUCCCAGAGGUGUGUCUGUAUUUCAACAACCGGCUCUUCCGCGGAAACCGCGCGGUGAAGGUGUCCGCCAGUGACUUUGCGGCCUUUGACUCGCCUAAUGCGCCGCCUCUCGCGGUGACUACGUCCAUGCGCACCUCUGUCCACUGGGAACUGGUCAACCGGCCCCGAAGUAUCGAGCACUUCAGCAUCCAGACUAACCUCGACACCAACCACGUCGCCUGCCUGCGCAUCUUCCCCGGCAUCAAGCCUGAGAUGGUGGACGCCGUGUUGCGGUUGGAUGGCCUCCGCGGUCUGGUCCUGGAGACAUUCGGCGCGGGCAACGCCCCGCAUGGGCAGGAUAACGCCAUGACGAAGGUUCUCGCGGACGCGAUCAAGCGAGGCAUCGUCAUUGUCAAUAUCACACAAUGCCUCACAGGCAGCGUCAGCUCCGUCUACGCAGCAGGCAUGAGCCUAUCCCGAGCGGGCGUCGUCGCCGGUCUAGACAUGACCACCGAAGCGGCACUGACCAAACUGGCAUACCUCCUCGCCCACCCAGACGCCACGCCCGAGUCCGUCGCACGCGACAUGUCCGUCUCCAUCCGCGGGGAACUGACCGAGUCGUCGCAGCCUGUCUUCCGGCAUCCGGACGGGGCUCUCUCCGAGCGGGUCCAGGGUCUCGCGAACUUGGGCUAUGCUAUCGCGCAGGGGGAUCUCGACCGUGUUCAGGCCAUCGUUAAGUCUGAGUAUUACUGGUUGCUUAAUGAUUGUGAUUAUUCGGGGAAUACUCCUAUUCAUCUUGCAGCGACAUCCUCGGUGGAUAUCCUCCGCUACCUCCUUCUACAAGGCGGAUCGGUACACAUCCGGAACAAAGCCGGACGCACGCCCCUGUUCCUCGCUGCGAAUGCAGGGCUCUCGGAGAACGUGAUGCUCCUGCGCAAGUCCGGCGCGCAUCUGAAUGCAGACGAACGCCCCGCGGCGCUGCUGCUGGCGCAACGACGGCCGGGCGUGUGGGGGUUGGCGGGGAUUGGGCCGCGCGAGAUGGUAGACGCCAGUGAUGUACACGUGCAGUCUGUGCUGUCGGGGUCGGCGCCGUGA